Adineta ricciae is the source of this 281-nucleotide messenger RNA. NCBI's taxonomy places the organism in Eukaryota, Metazoa, Rotifera, Eurotatoria, Adinetida, Adinetidae. The record is from the annotation of a GenBank genome assembly.
AUGUCUUUAGUCGAUUAUAUGGAUUCAGAUAAUUCAGCAAAUGAUUCGAAUGAUGACAAUGAUUCUAUCGAAGUUGUGUCCACUUAUGAUGAUAAAGAAAAUGAUCUGAUUGACAUGACACAAAAUUUGAUGUUUACAUCUGAUGAUGAAUCAGAUACUCAUGGUGAUUUAGAUUUUGAUAGUAAAUCAGUUACUGAUCACAAAGAUAAUCAUGCAUUUCUACAUGGUGGUGUACGUAAUAUUCGUUCAACAUUUCAUAUUACUGGUAAUCAAGAGACAUU